AUGAAUUCACUGUGUCCCAGUUGUGACAAAAAACGGGGUUCUAUGAACAACACUAACUGGAUUCGGCAUAAGGAAUCUUGUCAUAAAAAGUCUAAGACUCUUAAAAAAGCUGCUUCCAGUACAAUUUCAAAAUAUUUUAGCAAAAUUGAAGUUAUUGAACAACCACUUUUGGAUUAUACAUUUAGUGAUAUUGAGAAACGAAGUGAGCCUAAUGAUCAAAAUUAUAGUAAUUCUUAUGUAAAAGUAGUUCAGAAUAAUGACGAACAUAUUAUUGAUAGCAACUUGCAUGAGGUGAUUGAUGGAGUGGACAAAACAUUAUCAAUUUUUAAUUUGAAAAAUAUUGAUUUACAAAACUGUUUGUUUCCAAAUGAUCCUAUUAGAAUUCCAUCUAAGCUCUCACAUGUUUUGCUCAAUUAUUUUUUUGAACAAGGUGCGUGCCAACCCAGUCCUUUUGAUUUACCCAGUAAAAUGUUUCCAAAAACAAAAGACUCGACGGGAAAGUUACGUUCAUUUCACGAAUGUUACUAUUUUACAAAUAUUCCCACUAAACCAACUCCAAUUAAACGUCAGUGGCUGUCAUAUUCACCAACAGUAGACCAAAUAUUUUGUACAACUUGCAAACUAUUCAGUUUAAAAAAGGGCAAGAAUCGCAAUUUAGUAGACCAUGGAUCUAACAAUUGGAAACAUUUAAAAAGAACUAUUGAAAACCAUGAAUCCUCAACAGAACAUUUACAAGCAGAAAUAAGUUGUGGCAUUUAUACUAAAAAUCAACGUUUGGAUUUAACGCUUUUGCAUUCUGCUAAUCAACAAAUUGCUUCAAAUAGGGAAUUAUUGCGAGUGAUCAUAGAUGCACUUUUAUAUACUGCUCGCCAAAACAUAGCUCUCCGUGGACAUAAUGAAAAAAAAUCUUCCCUUAACAGAGGAAAUUUUUUAGAGCUUUUAAGUGUAUUGAGUAUUAACCAUGCUGGUUUAAAAUAUCAUUUAGAUCAAAUAAAUAUGUCUAAUACACGCCAAAGAGUAUCAUUUAUAUCAAACAGAAGCCAAAAUAAAUUAUUGAAUAUUAUGUCUGAAUCAAUUCGUUCACAAAUAUUAAAAGAUGUUAAGGAUGCAGGAAUAUUUUCAGUAAUCAUUGAUACUACCACUGAUAUAGCCAAUUAUGAACAGCUAACAUUUGUUUUGAGGUAUGUGAACAAUAGUGGUAGUAUUGAAGAACGUUUGGUAGCUUUGGAAACCACAGCUGAUGGAACCGGGCAAGGGUUAUUUAAAAAAUGUUGCAGUAUAACUGAAAAGUAUAAUUUAAAUUGGCGUCAAAAUCUAUGUGCGCAGUCCUAUGAUGGUGCCGCAUCUAUGCAGGGCAUAUAUUCUGGUCUUCGGACAUUAAUUCAAAAAGAAAAUCCCAACGCUAUAUAUGUAUGGUGCUUUGCACAUCUACUGAACUUGGUUGUUGUAGACACUUGUGAUUGUUGUGAAGUAACGAAACAUUUUUUUGGUGAAGUUCAAGCAUUAGUUUCAUUUUUUCGGGCAAGAAAAAGAACUGCCACUUUCAUCGAAAGUCAACAGAAGUUAUAUCCAGGUGAUAGAACACGCCGGCUAAAAUGUUUUUCCGACACUAGGUGGACUUCACAUGGAAGGGUUAUAACUGUUCUUUUUGAAAGAUUUGGAGCAAUAUUAGAAACAUUAAAAAGGUUAGUAAAUGACAAUGAUAGAGUAACUUCAUCAGGUGCUAAAAGUCUUUUAACUGUAAUCACAUUUGAGUUUAUACUUACAAUGAUCUUAAAUAAAAAUAUAUUUGCAAUAACCACACCUUUAUCCAAUUACUUACAAAGUAAAUCCAUAGAUUUUAUCCAGGAAUUAAAUUUGGUGGAUGCAUCAAAAGAAAAAUUAACUUCUAUGCGCUGUGAUGCAGAAUUUGAACUAACAGUAAAUAAAGCAAAACGUUUUGCUGAAAAAUACAAUAUAUCAGAAUAUAGAACAAAUACAUACUUUAAAGUAUUGGAUCAAAUAAUUUCAUCAAUUAAUUCUAGAUUUAGUGGUGCCAGAGAAAUACUUAAGGAUUUAUCUCUUUUAUCUCCUGAACGACUUAUGAAUAUGAAAAAAGACAAUAAAUCCAUUCCAGAAGAUAGUUUUCACAAUAUAUCAAAUUGGUUAAAAGAUAUUAACGGAAAUGAUUUGAAACGUGAAUACAUUAUGUUUAGUCAUAGUUUAAAAGAUCUCGUUUCUGGAUUAGAAACACCAUUAUUGUUACACAAGCCAGAUGGCUCAGAUGAUACGUAUGAUACGGAUUCAAGUGACAAUACUAAUACUGAUGAUGAGAACAACAGAGGUCUAGUAAAUCCGGAAACCAAUAUAACAGUUAAUACAAUUUUGCAUGUACUAUCCAAUUAUAAUUUGAUGUCAGCUUUCCCAAACUUAUACUUGGCCUAUAAAGCACUUGGAACUAUACCUGCUACUUCAGCGUCAGCAGAACGUACCUUUUCUAAGGUGAAGUUAAUCAAAACCAGAUUAAGAUCCACUAUUGAUCAAAAGAGACUGGAAAGUUUGAUGUUAAUCAGUUGUGAGAAAGACAUACAAAUUAACUAUAAUGAAGUUAUUGAUACAUUUGGAUUAUCAUCACAAGUUUUAAAGGAUGCAUUGAUGUUUAAAUAA
Molecule: messenger RNA, 2646 nt
Organism: Aphis gossypii (cotton aphid)
Lineage: Eukaryota; Metazoa; Arthropoda; Insecta; Hemiptera; Aphididae
Product: zinc finger MYM-type protein 1-like
Exons: 5
Coding region: 1-2646 (881 amino acids)
Molecular function (GO): protein dimerization activity
Source: RefSeq, a predicted model, not a curated record